UCCCCUCGAGAGCCUCGAUUUUCGCCUCCGCUUUUCCCCCCUUCCCUCCUCGCCCUUCUGUUUUUCUCCUUCGGGGUUGUGUGGCGCCGCAGCAUCUUCCAAGCUGGAGCACCAUGGAGCUGGAGAACAUUGUAGCCAAUACAGUUUUACUGAAAGCCAGAGAAGGAGGUGGAGGGAAACGGAAAGGAAGGAGCAAGAAAUGGAGAGAGAUCCUCAAGUUCCCACACAUCAGCCAAUGUGAUGAGCUCCGGAAAGGGUUGGAACGAGAUUACAACAGUUUGUGUGACAAGCAACCCAUCGGCCGACUGCUAUUUCGACAGUUUUGUGAGACCCAGAUGGAACUCCUACGAUGUAUCCACUUCCUGGAUGCUGUGGCAGAAUAUGAGCUUUCUCCAGAUGAGAAACGCAAGGAAAUGGGAGAAGAAGUCAUUCAGCAGUUUUUCAACAAGGAGUCCCUGGGCUAUAUGGCAGAGAUUUGUGAACUUCUUAUGAACCAGUGCAUAGAAGACGUACAGAGAAUCCCUUGCAAGGAGCUCUUUGGCUGCUGUGUACAGCGGCUGCAUGAAUACCUGGCUGGUGCCCCUUUUGCAAAUUACCAGGACAGCAUGUAUUUUGACAGAUUCCUCCAGUGGAAAUACCUGGAGAGGCAAUCCGUGACCAAAGACACCUUCAGGCAAUACCGGAUCCUAGGCAAAGGCGGCUUUGGAGAGGUUUGUGCAUGCCAGGUACGUGCUACAGGGAAGAUGUACGCUUGCAAAAAGCUGGAGAAGAAGCGCAUCAAGAAGCGGAAAGGGGAAGCGAUGGCUCUGAACGAGAAGCAGAUCUUGGAGAAGGUCAAUAGCCGAUUUGUGGUCAGUUUAGCUUAUGCAUAUGAAACCAAGGAUGCUCUGUGCCUGGUCCUCACAAUCAUGAAUGGAGGUGACCUGAAGUUUCACAUCUACAACAUGGGCAACUCGGGUUUUGACAAUGAGCGGGUCAUCUUCUACGCUGCAGAGAUUUGCUGUGGCCUUGAACAUUUGCACCGGGAGGGCAUUGUAUACAGGGACUUAAAGCCCGAGAACAUUCUCCUGGAUGAUGAUGGGCACAUUCGGAUCUCAGAUCUGGGGCUGGCCAUCAAGAUCCCCGAAGGUGACACCAUCCGUGGCCGUGUAGGAACUGUGGGCUAUAUGGCUCCUGAAGUAAUUAACAAUGAGCGCUACUCCUUCAGCCCAGACUGGUGGGGGCUUGGCUGCCUCAUCUAUGAGAUGAUCGAGGGCCAGUCACCAUUCCGGGCCCGCAAGGAACGAGUGAAGAGGGAAGAGGUAGAAAAGAGGGUUCAGGAGGACCACGAAAAGUAUUCAGACAAGUUCUCUGAAGAUGCCCAAGCUAUCUGCAAGUUGCUCCUAACUAAAGACCCUAAGCAGCGGCUUGGAAACAAAAGUGAGGGGGCUGUCCAGGUGAAGCAGCACCCAUUCUUCAGGACAAUCAAUUUCAAGCGACUGGAAGCUGGGAUUUUGAAGCCCUCAUUUGUGCCAGAUCCUCGGGCUGUGUAUUGUAAGGACGUACUGGACAUUGAACAAUUCUCCACUGUGAAGGGUGUCAACUUAGACCAAACCGACAAUGAUUUCUAUGUCAAAUUUGCCACAGGCUGUGUCUCAAUCCCCUGGCAGAACGAGAUGAUCGAGACAGAAUGCUUUAAGGAUCUCAACAUCUUUGGACCAAAUGGCACCCGAUCCCCGGAUCUGGACUGGAAGCAGCUUCCUGACCCACCCAAGCGUACCCUCUUGCAGAGGCUCUUCCGGCGUAACCCAAGUGACUUCACCAUCAGCACCAACGUACAUUCCAACCUGUCGGCAGCCCCCUCACCAGCUUGGCCCAUGGCACAGGCUCCCUCCUGACCUCUGGAACUAGCACUCAUCCUUUGCCUUCUCAGGGUUGCCUUAGGCUGAUAUAUGGAAGUUCCUGUCUUGGGCGAGGCUCUGUUACUGCUGGGAGCCAAAGGAACACAGCCUUCCAAUUGGCAGGGCAGCAAUGGUCCAGAAGACCUUUGCCACCUUCUGGUGCUGAUGUAGAUUGGGGGCAUGGAGACUCUUCUUAUCCAGAACCUUGGCUGCUGCUUGUUGACAGGGUCUUCCUUCAUCUUUGACUGAAGAGGGAGUAUCCAUGGCUCUCCCCCAUUUUCUUUGUCUCAUCACCUCCUGACCCAACUUUCAUGGGAGAUCAACUGGGGAGAUGUACCUGAGAAGGAAGGAUUUUAAAACAGAAAGAACUACCAAUGACACCUGGAGAUGGCAGAGAUGAGGGCUGGAGUCUUAAACUAGAGAGAAAAAGAGAAUGCACAGCUUGGACAAAAUUGCAAUGGGGAUGAUAAAGACUCCCCCCCCCCUCUUGCAUUGGCAUUUCCAGAGACUGGUGGAUACGUGUGUGUUGGUUUGUGUGUGGAUGUGUAUUGAAAGUUUAGCUCCUUGGAGUUCGUUCAGGGUUUUUCCAGGGAUCUCUCCCACCCACACCAUCAAUUCUACAGCCUGGGUCCAUUGCAAAGCCAGAAUACGGAAGACAAAGUUGAAGAGCAAUUAGUUGUCUUUUAGGACAUCAUUUCUUGGCUGGUCAUCCUCCAGCUCUGCUGGACUGUCCAGCCUCUCUAAUCCCUAAACAAUACAGCCUUUAGACCUGACUGUUGGGCGGGGUCAACUGGAAUCCAGGACACGUGGAAAUCCUCAGAUACAGAACGCUGCUUUACAGGCACUCAACAGGAAAAGACAGAGAGGUGAGAUGGAUGACACCUCAGUCUGCAUAAAGGCUUCAGUAUUCCCAAACCCUGGCUUUAACCUCAACCUGCAGUGUUGAAGAUAUAUAUUUUUUAAUCCUACAUAUUUUAAUUUUUAUUACAAUUGUUUCUGUAGGCCUGCCUACUCAUUUAUUUUAUUUCAUUUCCUUUCUGUCUCGGCAUUUCCCCCAUUCUCACAUGACCUUUCCUUUUUCUCUCUAUGCCAACCAGCCUAGUUGGUUCCUGUUGUAUGCAGGGUCUACCCUGAUUGUGAUCAUAUGCUCCAGUACGAUGGAACCUGGGGCUUCGCUUGUUUGCGGGCCUGGUUUCCGGCAUGCCACCAACCAGUGUGGGUCCAUGGACCGAGGGUUGGGGACGCCUACCCUAAUGUACUUCAUUUUAGGGGGAAAAAGGAUCAUUUUGUUGCUGCUAUUACUAAAUAAUUGGAAAUCCCUGUUGCUUCUUUUCUUUGAAAGUGAUAGCAAUGAUGAUGCGGAGAGAAAUGCACGAGGAGAGCAUUUCUCUCUAAGUAAGAGAAGGGCGGAGAGGGC
Messenger RNA from Thamnophis sirtalis, 3297 nucleotides. RefSeq names its product G protein-coupled receptor kinase 5. NCBI's taxonomy places the organism in Eukaryota, Metazoa, Chordata, Lepidosauria, Squamata, Natricidae. Gene Ontology annotation, biological process: signal transduction; protein phosphorylation; regulation of signal transduction. Gene Ontology annotation, molecular function: ATP binding; G protein-coupled receptor kinase activity. The record is from RefSeq and is a predicted model, not a curated record. Gene Ontology annotation, cellular component: cytoplasm.